Cyprinus carpio (common carp) is the source of this 1688-nucleotide messenger RNA. Its product is annotated as tubby-related protein 3-like. Lineage: Eukaryota; Metazoa; Chordata; Actinopteri; Cypriniformes; Cyprinidae. The transcript is spliced from 11 exons. The record is from RefSeq and is a predicted model, not a curated record. The coding region runs from base 264 to 1673 and encodes 469 amino acids. Gene Ontology annotation, cellular component: cilium. Gene Ontology annotation, biological process: protein localization to cilium.
CAAAUGUCAAAACAUGCAUUUCUGCAGUCGUGUGUGUAGUUUUUGGCUGGCGGGUUUCACGUGGAGAAGAGUUCACACUUCAGAGUGACACCAAACGCUCGGCAGCGUCACGCUUUUCAAAGGGCGUCUGUGGGAUGUUGUUGCCAUAGUAACAGCAGCAGCCCUCAGGGCUCACCUGCGGCUGUCAUGUGUGUGUUCCCUCAUGACCUGCACAGGUAGAGACGCCCCAGACACACACACACACACACACACACACACUCGACAUGGAGACGGUGAAGAGCUCUUCUCAGCCCGCUUACAGCCGCUGGUCGUACAGAGCCUCCAGUUCUUCCAGCUUCGCGUCCGCCGCCAUGACCAGUACGCUGGAGGACGACAGUCUGAACCUCAGACAGCAGAAACUGGAGAAACAGAGGGCGCUGCUGGAGCAGAAGCAGCGGCGGAAGCGUCAGGAGCCGCUGAUGGUCCAGCCGAACUCAGAGGGACGUCCGCGGCGCUCGCGGCCCCGCCGCAGUGAAGAACAAGCGCCGCUCGUGGAGACGCACCUCAGCACUGCCAGUGACAUCAUCCUGGACGGUAUCGAUGGGCCUGCGGCUCUGCUGGGUUCAGAAGCUCCAGAUCUGGGCAGUAAGAUCCAGGUUCUGUCGGUCAGUCCACCGCAGCAGCCCUCGCCGCCCGCCGCAGAAGAGCCGGAGACAGACGCCGACACCGACACACUGCUGGAGCCCAAAACUGACAUACACACACUGCUGCAGAGACGCGGACUGUCUGGCAGCAUGAACUACGACGAGGCCAGCGAGGAAGAUGAUGAUGAAGCUGAAGAGCAAAGCCGAUCGCUGUCACCGAACACAGAGAGCACUCGUCCUGCGUCGGCCUCCAGCACCAAAUCCACCACGGAGUGUCUCCCGGUGGGUUCUCCGUCGGCUGAGGGCUCCUCCGUUGAGGUGGAUAAUCUGGAGGAGUUUGUUCUCCGUCCGGCUCCGCGGGGAGUCACCGUCAAGUGCCGCAUCUCGCGGGAUAAGAAGGGCAUGGACCGCGGCCUCUAUCCCACGUAUUACAUGCACCUGGAGAGAGAAGACGGCAAGAAGGUUUUCUUAUUGGCCGGACGCAAGAGGAAAAAGAGCAAAACAUCCAACUAUCUGAUCUCUGUAGACGCCACAGAUCUGUCCCGUGAGGGCGAGAGCUUCAUAGGAAAACUGAGGUCUAAUCUGAUGGGAACCAAGUUUACUGUGUACGAUAACGGCACGAAUCCCUCGAAAACCCCCGGAGCGCUGCUGGAGGAGACCAACACACGGCAGGAGCUCGCUGCCAUCUGCUACGAGACCAAUGUUCUGGGCUUCAAAGGGCCACGGAAGAUGACCGUCAUCAUUCCCGGCAUGAACAUGAAUUUCGAGCGGGUUCCGGUUCGGCCGGCAUGUGAGCAGGAGUCUCUGCUGAGUAAAUGGCAGAAUCACUCGCUGGAGAAUCAGAUCGAGCUGCAUAAUAAAGCGCCGGUGUGGAACGACGACACGCAGUCCUACGUGCUCAACUUCCACGGCAGAGUCACGCAGGCCUCCGUCAAGAACUUCCAGAUCGUCCACGACAACGACCGUAAGUCACCUCAGUACACCAGUGUGAGGUAUUAUAUAGAUUUAUACCCUGGUCUGCCUGGAUACUGGAUUCUGAUUGGCUGGUAGUUAUGCAGUAAAACC